AUGCGACAAUCUGCAGUGAUUCUUCUGUCAAAGGGUAAGGAUUCCUCGAGAAUUGAGAAUUGGCGGCCCAUUAGCCUUCUCAAUGUUGAUAGGAAGAUAUUGGCAAAAAUUAUUUUCUGGCGUUUAUCGUCUGUUGCGGGCAAUUUACUUUCUCGCCAUCAGCACUGUUCGGUUCAGGGAAGAAGCACUUUUUCAGCGGUGUUAGCUGUCCGGGAGGCCCUGGAGCGGUGCAGGGCUGCAGGCUGGGGAAAGUUCCUGCUGGCAUUGGAUCAGGCCAAAGCUUUUGAUCGAGUCAAUCAUGAGUACCUAUGGCUGCUUCUUGGCAAGUAUGGCUUGGAGGGGGGCUUUAUCGAUUGGCUAAAGACCUUAUACAGAGGGGCUGAAAGCUUCAUGCUUGUGAAUGGUUGGAUUGGACGACCCUUUGAGGUUGGCUCAGGUGUGCGUCAGGGAUGUCCUUUGAGUCCUCUGCUAUAUGCGUUUGUAAUCGAUCCCUUCAUUCGGAGGUUAGAGAGCGGACCGUUGUGUGGAGUUCCUUUGGGCAUUCCUGGGGAGCCCCCCUCUGAGGGUCGUGGCCUAUGCUGA
This is a messenger RNA of Staurois parvus, 582 nucleotides long. The record is from the annotation of a GenBank genome assembly. NCBI's taxonomy places the organism in Eukaryota, Metazoa, Chordata, Amphibia, Anura, Ranidae.